Messenger RNA from Aedes albopictus (Asian tiger mosquito), 20871 nucleotides. RefSeq names its product irregular chiasm C-roughest protein. Gene Ontology annotation, biological process: cell-cell adhesion. Lineage: Eukaryota; Metazoa; Arthropoda; Insecta; Diptera; Culicidae. The coding region runs from base 2208 to 5000 and encodes 930 amino acids. Gene Ontology annotation, molecular function: cell adhesion molecule binding. The transcript is spliced from 14 exons. The record is from RefSeq and is a predicted model, not a curated record. Gene Ontology annotation, cellular component: plasma membrane; cell-cell junction.
UGAACGUUUUACUCGCUCGCACUUCUUCAAACGAUUUUCCACCACACCAUCGUCAUCCUUUCCAUCAUCGUCAUCGCCAUCAGUGGCUCAGCAGCGCUCGGUUGCUGACUGCAGCAUUUUGUGUUUUGUCUCUCAGUUUUCCACCCAGCUCGCCUUUAGCGUGGAAAACAAGCUCAGAAAAGAGCGCUAGAGGUACAGUGAGACUGUGUUGGUAGCAUUCGAGGGCAAGCGCAAGCUUUUCGUCGGCUCACGCUCGGCAUCCUGUCUGUCUGUUGGUACGGCCAGUCUGGUACGAGAGCCCGUUUGCUGCUCCUGUUCCCAGAGAUUAUUCCGACUGAAUGGCUGACAGACGAACGACCGACCACCGAAGCAGGCUCCCCCAAAAGCUCGCAGGGUUGACGCAGUACACAUUCUAGAGCAUAAUUUAGUUAGCAUACACUGUCGAUGCAAUGAAUUUUUGCUUGGAGUCGCUUCCCGAUUGCAACGAAAUCUGCUGCCUCGAAAUAUACAUAGUACAGACGUAGAGACUGCCUGCGAGACCCUUUCGGCGGGGACGGACUGUAGAGUGUGUGGAGGAUUUCGCGAGCUUCGGUGUGUCCCGGUCGUCGUCGCGCGUGGUUGACCGCGUCAAUCGAUUGGUUGUCCUCUUUGGUCCCCCGAAAAUAUCAAGAGACUCAAUGGAGCUCAGAAGAGUGCGAACCGUUUAUGUGGGAUGAAAAAAAAAUGAAUGAAACACCGCAAACAAAGGGAACUAGCAUGACGGCCCUAUCGCCUAGCAGUGGGAAAAGUUUUCCUUGUUGUAGAUACAGGGGUUAGAAGUUGGGUCAAAACAAUGUCUGGAAACGUCUACAAGUGGAGAAUGUAGAGAGGCUUGUGGUGUGACAGUGUGACUCACGUAGUACGUAGAACGUAUUGGGAGUAGUGUGACGAAAAAGUUAAACGGACCGUGCAUUUUGAUUUCAGCAUAGUACAUCAUCCUAGCUUGAACUUGGUUUUGCACCGCACAUGCUUGCCAACCCAGUUUCCCCAAGGAAAACACCACUUCACCGGAGAAAGUAGCAACAGAAACAGCGGUGUCGGCGACAGGAUAAACCGUGAUAGGGACGAGCCAACGACGACGGCUAGCGACCCGACUGCACUUAAACGGUAGCGCUCCUUUAAACGUGGGAGCUGUGUGUAACGAGAGACCACAUGUGCGUGUUUGUACCGGAAGAGUGGCCCCAGCCAGCCAGCAGUCGGCCAGUGUGAGUGAAACGAUCCCAGUGUAUGUUGGUUGUGUUUAUCAUACUGAAGCCAUCCCCAAGGCUAACGAAGAAGGAAGGCGGCAAAUCCCGGGAAACGAAGCAGGAAUAUGAUUUGCCGCCGCCGGUUGGUAAGGGGAAGCUAAUUGCUGUUUCCCCAUCAAGGAUUUCCCCACAGUAUCCAUAGUGUGCGGUACGGUGACAACGUUCUGAAGGAAAUCGAUUGUUUUCCUGGUUCAUUAUGCUGAUUGUCUGACAAGAUUGAUCGAAGGAGAAAACGGAGAAGAUACGCAUCAUAUUGUGGCAGGAAAUAGCAUGCCGGAGGUGUUCAUAUGCAAUUGGGUAUAAAGAGAAUGAAAACAUACUACAUGCUCUUAGUGUUGUUAUAAUUGAAGAAGGCUGGAGAAGCUUGGUCAUAUUUAGUGUGAUGUUAUAAGUUUAUCAUAAGAAGAACGGCUCUUUGAUUGGAAGGAGAAACUGCUGGAUCUUAAUUAUCAAAGAGAGGUUAAACCGUUUUUGAUCUGCAGCCGGUUGAAAGUGUACCGAAUCUAAAGUGCGCAGGCUUUAACGCACGUUUGGACGAACUUAUGAAAAAAGAAGUAUAUGUAAUUCUUCUUGGCCUCUCACAGGUGUUUCAAUGAGCCGGUACACAUGAAUAUACGUUCAACAGUUGCCGCAGAAAGGACGACGGUUUCGUUCGAUUGAACCGAACCAUCAGACAGAAAGAAAACGGACAUUCUCUUCGAAACAACGAGACUAAAUGGCAAUAUAAAAUCCCUACGAAAUCCAUCAUGUUUGCCGUCAGAAGAACAACACAAUUCAUGUUAAAACUCAGAAUAAGUAAAACGCACACACUCCAUUGGUCAAUGCCACUAACAACGUAAACGAGCCAACGGUUAGACUUGUAACAAAUGGUCCAUUACCUAACCAAAUACGACCCAAUCCUUUGUGUGUAACGUGAGCCAAAUGAAAGAGCUAAGCCUAAUCAGUUCGGAAAACUGUCGUUCGGAGAAAAAAACGUCCCGCUGCCAGCAACGGUGGAGCAAGCGUAGGCGGCGGCGACGACGACGGAAGUGCUUCCUGCUGUCAAUUUAUUGUACCGUGCCGUAUCGUUUCUUCUAUCUGUUCCUGCUGCUGCGAAUAGGAGUGGACGGUGCCAAAAGUCCUCACAAUAAAACUGUGGAAAAACUUCCGCAGUAUUUUGCCAUGGAGCCUCAGGAUCAGACGGCCGUCGUGGGGUCACGAGUCACCCUACCCUGCCGGGUGGUAAACAAAUCUGGACAGCUACAGUGGACGAAGGAUGACUUCGGACUGGGGACGCACCGGAAUUUGAGCGGAUUCGAGCGUUACUCGAUGGUGGGAAGCGACGAGGAGGGGGACUUUUCCUUGGACGUUUUUCCGGUUAUGCUAGACGACGAUGCCAAGUAUCAGUGCCAGGUUGGACCAGGCAAAUUAGGUACACCUGGAAUUAGAUCACGCUUUGCAACGCUGAUGGUGCUGGUUCCACCCGAGCCACCGAAAAUUGUACAAGGUGACUUUAUGGUCACCACCGAGGAUCGGGAGAUUGAGUUGGAGUGUGUUUCAGUAGGAGGAAGACCAGCGGCGGAGAUCACAUGGAUCGAUGGUCUAGGGAACGUUCUAACGUCGGGAAUUGAGUACAUGAAGGAAGCGCUGCCCGAUGCACGGCGUUUCACGGCUAAAUCAAUUUUGAAACUGACGCCCAAAAAGGAACACCAUAACACCAUCUUCACCUGUCAGGCACAGAACACCGCAGACCGAACGUAUCGUUCGGCCAAACUGAAGCUAGAGGUUAAAUAUGCGCCGAAAGUGAGUGUCGAGAUAAUUAGCGGUGACAGGAUUGUGGAAGGCACUGACGUUCGCUUUCGCUGUCAUGCUGAUGCCAAUCCACCAGAGGUAUCCUACAAGUGGUACAUCGGGCACGAGAUGGUGAAUGGGAACUUUUCCACGGAAUUGGUUAUAUCGAACAUCUCCAAAAAGUUUCAUCAAGCUGUUGUGGAAUGCGAGGCACGGAAUGUCGUGGGGAAAAGCGAAGAAAGCGAAACACUCAACGUGCACUACAGACCUACCUUUCGUACCUUGCCGAAAUCCGUCGAAGCUGACCUCAAUAUGGUGGUGACUUUGUCCUGCGAUAUUGAUAGUAAUCCCGUGGCGGAUAUUGUUUGGGUCCACGAUGAGUCCGGUCGUGCCGUAUCCACAUCAGCCAACCUGACUCUAGCUGUGACCCAUGAAACGGCUGGUCGCUAUCUGUGCAAAGCGACUGUUCUUGGUUUUCCAGAGAUAGAAACGGAAGCGACCGUCUAUCUCAAGGGACCACCCAGUAUCAUCUCACCUCGGCAGCAGUUUGGAACGAUUACCGACACGGGUCAACUGGAGUGUGAAGCGUUUUCCAUUCCACAGGCGAAACAUAUCAUCUGGUUGCACAAUGGUCACGAAAUUAACACCAGCCACGAGACCGACUACAGCAUCAUCGAGAGCCUGCAGCCGGAAGGUGUCAAGUCAACGUUAAUCAUCUACAACAGCCAGCAGCAGCACUUCGGUGGCUACAAUUGCACCGUCAUAAAUGAUUACGGGGUCGACUUUGUGGAAAUUGAUUUCGUUUCGAAAGAAAAUAUUUUAUUACCAGUCAUCAUUUUUGGCUCCCUCGGUGGACUGACACUUUUAAUCAUCAUCAUCAUAGCGGCUAUGUGCUUCUGGGGCAGAAGGAACAAAAAAGCGCUUCCACCGGCGGAUGUGAUACCGAAGCAGCACAUCUCGGAAAAGGAUGGCAAGGAGUUGGACCGUCGAACGUCAAACGUUAGUGACCUGAAAAUAGAUCGUGAUAAUGAAUUUAUGGAAACCAGCCUCGGUCCAGACGGCAUGACCACUCAAGUGAAUCUGGUUCUCGGAUCGAGCUCAACAAUUGCCAAUCACACCAAAGGUGGACCGACGGCCAAGGGGGAAACUGCCGGGCAAGCUUUGAAAAUAACGAACGACUAUCGGUACUCGGAGGAUUUCUCCGACAGUUUGUGUCAGCUUCCCAGCACAGGAACUGGGAAAACCAGUAAUGGAUACGUACCUUACGUGGAUUAUAUCCGUGACUAUAACCCACCGGCAACACAGCUGAUGCAAUUCCGAACGAGCACGAGUAGCUCCAACAUCAGCAAUAGCUUAAGUAACCAACUUAAUUCCACUGGUAACAAUAGCGGUCCGAUGACUUUGGGCCGACACCGUAAACCGGAGCUGAGACAGGAAGCGGGGCUCCCCAGCAUUCAAGGCAGUCUUACCUCACUGCCAAAUGGAACAAUAAAGCAACCCAUUUUGCAGGGUCACCUAACGAUAGAACACCGAACGAGUGCUUCUUUUGGAAAUCCAUUCAUACGUGGAUCAAACUACAGUUCAUCGAACAUUCCACCAGCAACUGCCAACCCAGCCGCUACUCCAGCUCCUCCUCCGUACAACCUGGCAGCACGAUCGACCCUCGGUUUCAGCAGUUCUGGAGCAGCGACAGGUGCUUCGUAUGGACCUGCCACCAGUCCUGGAACAACCGGGGCAGGCUCAACCAGCCCAAGCUCGGUACAAUCAUGUUCAUUAUCGCUGUCUCAUAGUUCACAGCAAUCUCAGCAGCAACAACCGUUGCCCAAUAGCAGUAGUAGUGCUGGAAGUAAUCCGCAGCAACCGGGCAGCCCAUCAGCAGGCCAAUUCAUUCUGCCCAGUACCGGAACCAUCAAACAACAAGGCGCUACCGCAACGCAUGUAUGAACGCUUCUGUAUAUGUGGUAGAUAAGUAGUAGACAUGCAAUGUUGCCAUCCUCGCCCACAAUAAAAUAUUAAUGUUAACUGUUCCGUCAAUUCGCUCACCCUACUAAAACAAUCAAUUCUUCACAUUAUUACCCUGUGGUUUGAGGAAGAUUGGGAUUCGGGAUGACAAACGUUGAAAAACUCGUACUUAUUAUGAACUCGAGUGUAAUAAAAUUGUAAAGCACUGAUUGUUGAAUCCCAAUUCGAAGCCACGCCACACUACACUAUGUAUAACUACCAAACACAAAGCUUAUUUCAAAUAUGCAUCGGGUAGGUAAUUCCAGGCUCACAUCAUAAAUGGCAUAUCAUAAAUCUGUUCAACGAAGAUUCGAAAAAUUGCGUGGCCUUAUUAAAUGGUAGAACAAUUUCCACUGCAAACCAAAGCCCCACUACGAAAAAAGAGAACAUUCUAUCGCAAUCAACGGCACCAAUCGGAGAAAGAAUAUCAAUUUGCCCCCAUUUCACCACGUGCACGAAGCGUGGGUGUGCUGUUGCAAAAUUAAGUUAACCAAAUUGAAAUUAAAUCUUGAAAACAAUUUAAUUAGAGCUCACUCAUGCCGUCGUCGUCGUCGUUGGUUGUCGUGUACUACAUUGGAGAGCCGAAAAAAGCCACCGUUCGGAGCGGCUCACUUGAAUGCGAAAGAUCGACAAACACGCCAAAAUGCAAUUAAUUUCCAUCGAGAUGAAUUUUUCCCAGCCACACACUUCCAGCCAGCACCGAAGGGGGAGCGAGUGCCAGAAGAAAAACUACAUUCGAUUUAUAAUUCCACUGGGCGUGGGUAGGGAGGACACGGGACCCCAUCGCAACAAGGGAGGGGUGUGAAAUACGGUGCCACCGCGAUAUUUUGCGGGCAGUGGCUGUAAAAAAACAAUUGGCGCUGAAAUAAUCAGCCAUUGUGGCUGGCAAACGGCUCGGCGAGGGGAGGGACGGAGGUUCAGGGGAGUGCGAAAAUUUGACAAUGGACCGGAGCCAAAUUUCAUUUGGAAGUGCGAUUUUUUAAAGGGAUGUGAAAUGAGCCAAAUCUACUUUGGCAAUGCCCGGUGAGGGUGCUGUUUUUCCCCUUAUUUUUUUUUCAACUGAAUCGUUAUUGAUGUGGACAUAAUAACUGUAACGCUUUCACAUGUAUGAGUCAUCCACAGCGCCAGAGGGGCAUGUUUGAUUGGUGGAUGAUCAACUGGAAAAUGUUUGAAAUAGGUAAUUGUCGUCGGACGCCCGUGGAAUCAUCGCCCAUUGCUCUGCCUACAUACAUUUAUUUGUUCAGCAUCACAUUUAAGACAAGACAUAAUCAACGAUAGUACGCCACAAUACUCGGUGGCGCUAGGGUGUAGGCACGUCAAACUCGAACCAACUACGCCUACCUAACAUGCAUCGAGCGGGCCUUCCCAAACAACACAAUGCGAUUUCGCGGGUCAUCCCCAUCGGCAACACAAACCAAUUUCCAAGCAGGAUUCGACCAGGCCCCAGGUCGCGUUGCCAGUCGACACUAACACACUCGCAAAAGAUGAGCAGUAAACCUACCUUGCCGCUUGCGGAUACCCUGGUGGCUGCCGCUCUCCAUCCUCGGUCGCGCCCAAUGCUCGCCAGAUCACGCUCCACCUGAUCCGCCCAUCGUGCUCUCUGUGCUCCACGCCUUCAUGUGUCAACCGAAUCAGUUGCAAACACCCUUCAAAGUUGUUGUUCGGCAUUCUUGCAACAUGCCCUGCCCACCGUAUCCUUCCGGCUUUGGCCACCUUCUGGAUGCUGGGUUCGCCGUAAAGUGCAGCGAGCAGCGAGUUCAUCCUUAUCCGCCACACACCCUUCUCCUGCACACCGCCGAAGAUCGUCCUUAGCACGCGUCGCUCGUAAACACCGAGUGUUUGCAGGUCCUCCUCGAGCAUGGUCCAUGUUUCGUGUCCGUAGAAGACCACCGGUCUUUUUAGCGUUUUGUACAUGGUGCAUUGGGUGCGUGGGAGAAUCUUUUUCGACCGCAGUUUCUUCUGGAGGCCUUAGUGACUUUCGCUGAUAAUAUGCCUUUGAAUUUCACGGCUCACGUUGUUGUCAGCUGUAGUAAGGAUCCGAGGUAGACGAAUUCCUCCACCACCACGAAAGUAUCCCCGUCUAUCGUAACGUUACUACCCAGACGGAUCCGGUCGUGUUCGGUUCCGCCUACCAGCAUGUACUUUGUUUUUGAGGCAUGCACCACCAGUCCGACCUUUGCUGCUUCGCAUUUCAGGCGGGUGUACAGCUCUGCCACCAUUCCAAAUGUUCUGGCGAUAAUGUCCAUGUCGUCUGCAAAGCACACAAAUUGACCGGAUAUUGUGAAAACAGUUCCCCGGCUGUUGAGCCCUGCUCGUCGCACCACACCUUCCAAAGCGAUGUUGAAGAGUAGACAUGAGAGUCCAUCACCUUGUCGCAGUCCCCGGCGAGAUUCGAAUGAACUAGAUACAUCACCCGAAACCCUUACGCAGUUUUGCACACCGUCCAUUGUUGCUUUAAUAAGCAUAGUCAGCUUCCCAGGAAAGCCGUUUUCGUCCAUGAUUCUCCAUAGCUCUGCGCGAUCGAUACUGUCGUAUGCCGCUUUGAAGUCGAUGAACAGGUGAUGCGUUGGGGCCUGGUAUUCACGGCAUUUCCGGAGGAUUGGCCGUACGGUGUAGAUCUGCUCCGUCGUCAACCGGCCUUCGAUGAAGCCAGUUUGUUAACUUCCCACGAACUCAUUCGUUUUCGGUGACAGACGACGGAAGAUGAUCUGGGAUUGCACUAGGGAUGUAGUACCGGUAGUACCGGUACCGAAAAUACCGGUAUUACCGACCAAUUUUUGGUACCGAAAUACCGGUACUGACUAAACCUUGGUACCGGUACUUUCGGUACCGUGAAACCUCCCCUGAGGUGAUGAAACCCUGUCAUUAGUAUAGCCAAUAUGCAAUAGAAAUUAACGAAAAUCUUCAAAACCAAGCACAACAUUUAAAACAAACAUUUCAUACCUACAUGAAAUCUUUCUGCAGAUCCAGGAUAUCAGCAAUGAUAAGUUUGAUGAACGUUAUAUUUAGGAAAUGGAUUUGCAAGCUUAGAAUAAAACAUGUUAGAUUUCGGUUUUUCUUGAACCGACUUUUCGAACUCUCUAAGCAGAAUACCCUCUUUGAAUAGGGUUUCUUGUUAUUUCUUCAGUUUUUAGAUUUCGUUUGCAUCAUCAAGGAAAAAUCAGUUAAAUCUUCUUCUGUCUUCAUCUAGCAGCUAUCUAUUUGAUUUUGGUACACGUAACCCGAGCAAAGGCGGAUAAGAAAAUGAUAACAAGUUCUGUUACCUGGUUAUCAUUCGUUUGAUAAUUGAGUUUGUUAUCAUUUAGGUUGAAUUAAGAGCCAACAUAACAAAAAUGAUAACUCAUAUUUACUUCUCGAAUACCAAAAUGAUAAGAAGUUAAGUUAUCAUUGAGUUCAAGUUGAUAACUAAUUGUGUUAUACAAUAUUUUGUUCAACAUUUCAUUUAGUUAUCAACAUGAAAAAAUACAUGUGACUGAUAACUGGUUUUGUUAUCAAUCAGUUAUCAUUUAGAACUAUUUUAUCGACCAAAAUAGUAAAAAUCUACUUUACCGACAUCGUCACCUAUUGAAAAAAGUUUCUUGUAACUUACAACCAAAAUUUUUGACUACUGCGCCCAGGCGGGUCUCGAACCCUGAUCGAGUGAUUGUCGGUCGCAGCCGAUAGCCCCUAUACCAACGGGACUCAUUGAGAGUGAGAGUUAUAAAAGGCUACGCUUUCGUACUGUAGUCGCAUUGUAGGUGGGAAGCGGAGUCUAUUUUUAGAUUCGAGGUUCAUCAGACUCUCAGUUUUGGGAAAGCUUUGAAAUGUGCGUUUGGAAACAGAUAACAUAUUUUGUUAUCAUUUAGUAUUUUUAUGUUAUCGCGAUAGACCAAAAUUAUCGAUAACUAAAUUUGUUAUCAUCUGGUUAUCAUCAAUUGAAAAAGAUGAUAACAAAAAUAACAAAAUGAUAACACCGAUAACACAGUUUAUUAUCAAAGUGAUAUCACUUUGUUAUCCGCCUUUGCUCGGGAAGGCUGUUCCUGUUUCAUUUAAGACUCACCAAGAUACUGCCUGUGAAACUAUGCGGAAGCUAAACAAUAGUUCCAAAAACAGUUUCAUACAACUAAUCUCUUUUUAUAUCUUUACCAAUCCAUACUUUUUGUUUAAUCCAGUAUUUCCUGGUUAGAUUUUAUGACAUCCCUAAAACUGGAAUUCACAAAUGCCUGGUAAAUUGUAGAUUGUCUGUGCAAAAUAGAUUACUUUUUAUUUUAGUGAAAAUUUUCCAGUACCGGUAUUUUACCGGUACUACCGGUACUGUAAGCCCCAGUACCGAAAUACCGGUACUCACCAAAAGGGCUCGGUACUGCGACCCCUGCACUUUGUAGGCAGCAUUCAAAAUAAAUAAUUGCUCUGCUUCUAGGUUACAUAUCACAGAUUUUACCCUAAAAUAAGGACAACACAAUUUAUUGCGCAUUUAGUUCAUAAUUAACUAGAUCUGAAAAUUUUCAGUAAUGGAACAUGAAUUUUCAAAAUCACGAGUUAGAAGGAGAGGGAAAACAGUCAUGCUUCCACUUCACAGUACUAUCCCACCAGGAUUUCGGAAUAUAUCCUAUAGCAAAACUGCAAACAAGCAUUUUUUUUUUCAAAACAUGUUUGAAAUAAUCAAAUCCCUUCUGAAUCAAUACAGGAUACAUCCCAUCUGCUCCAGAAGAUUUAAAAGGAGCAAAGCUAUGGGCACUAACUCUAUAGGUACAUACAAUACUCCGAGCCAAAGCCAGGGAAUCAUAACUACAAGAAAAGACAUCAGGUUCAUCCGAAGAUGCCAUUCCAGAAUUUCCUCAUCAGAGGUAGUGAAAUCGCCAUUUGGCAAACAAAGUUUGUUUACUCGAAAAUCCUUACAUUUCUCAUGGAUUUUGUUGUACCUACUAACUUCACUCGAACUGCAAACAUGGAUCGUUCAGCAGACCGGAGAACUUUCUUGUAGAUCUUGCGAGCCGACCCGCAAGCCUCCGAACCAGCCGACAUGCAUCAACAUGCAGAAUAAUUCAUCUGUUUUUCAACCUUCAAUCAAAUAAUUUUUGACAGCUGACCCAAGCAUGUUUUUUGUGAAGUCUACAUCGCUUCUUCAGCCUCAAUACAGACUUUGCUCAACUUAUAUUCUUGACUAUUCAGACACAACAAGUAAUGCUAUUGUUUUCGACGAUAUGUAUACAAUUAUGUGUGGUGUAGGUGCUAAGGAGAGUGACUAUAAAUCAGGAGGUCCGAGUGCAAUUUCCAGUCUUCCCACCGAUUAAUUAGUACAUUUCUAACCAUCUCUUCUCGAAAUAGACGCAGCUUACGGUAAAAAUAAGUUCAAGAAAGUGUUUUUAUUUUAUUUUUACACAACUAAUAAAUUUAAUUGAUUACUGAUUAAGCGCAUAUUAAGCCUUUAAUCAGCCUUCCAAUGAACCUCAAAUCAGCUAAAGGAUGAAUGAAAUCAAAAAAUUAAAUGUUUUGGAACUUAAUAAAGGAUUGUACCUAUUGUGCUCAGCUUUUGUUCAAUUCAAGGCGGAUUUAAAAUAGUUGAAGAAACGUACAGCAUCAAGUUGUUACCUGGGUGGUCCCCACAUGUGCAGCCUGGGCACUGUUGUCCUUCUGCCAUCAGCUAGAUUGAGAAGGUACAUACCGAGCGUUUGUUCACCAAGGAGGUGCGGCUCAAACAGCGUCUAUUCUGGCAUCCAGUGGCUGAGUAUGAAAUGCUCCUCCGCAGGAAACUAUAUAGUGUGGCAGCCUCACCACGGUGGAUAGAGCCUUAGACCAAUAACCUACUGUUCUCGAAACCCGAUACAGGAAUCGUUACAGAAACCGGAAAUAAAAGAUUACGAAAUGAUUCAACGGCAAAAACUUUAAGCGUGAAACGACGGACAGGAAUUGGAACUUGGAUCGUAUUCACUCUAGCCCAGCAGGGUAAACUGGCACAACUAGCCAAUGAGGCGCAUGUCGUAUGAAGCUUGAGGUGAACACACUCCUUGCCACCGUCGAGUUGGUUUCCUGCUCAGCGCACACGCCCACGCUGCGCUCAUGAAGUGGGAACCUAUUAAUGAGAAGAUAAUUAUAGCCAGAUUCAGAACACGGGUUCGAAACCUUACCAUGAUCCAAUGUUACGCACCAACCGAUGCUGCUGAAUUACAAGACAAAUAGAACUUUUACAGUCGACCAAUACCUGUCUUGUAUAAGAUUUCAAAAGGUGAAAUCAAGAUCCUCAUGAGCGACUACAACGCGAAGGUUGGUUCCGACAACUCAGAAUAUGAGCAAGCACGUCAGGGGGCGCAAUGAUCUCGGAAAAAUGGGCGAGAACGGAGAGCUGUUUGCAGAGUUUUGUGGCAACAAUGACAUGGUGAUUGGAAGAAGUGACAUGGGUUUCUCGCGAUGGCGUCACGGUCACUCAAAUCGACCACAUCUGCAUCAGCCGUAAAUGAAGACGAAGCCUUCUUGAUGUGUAAAACAAACGUAGUGCCGACAUUGCGGCCGAUAAUCUCUCCUUCUUGAUGAGAUCCGGCUGCGCAUUGCUGCAAUCGAUCGACAGGAGGAGAAAAUCGAGCGCUGGUUCAACACACGGCGACUGGUAGACGCUGCGGUUAAAAGGUCUUUCGUCGCGGAGCUAGACAACCGUGCUACGAUUAUUCCGUAAGGUGGAUGUGUAGAAGAUCAAUAGAGCGCCAUCUAGAAUGCCUUCAUCACCUCCGCCGAGAAUAAUUUGGGUGAGCUACGUACCCAGAGAAAGCAGUGGAUCACAGAUAACACCUUAAGGAAGAUAGAGGAGCGAAGGAAUGCCAAAGCCGCGAAAGAGCGAGCGAAAACACGAGGAUCCAAAUCCGUAGCCGUCCCGUAGCCGCAAAUAUCGGCGACAUUUGUCUCCUCUACGAUGUAUCCCGUCGCCUUAGUGGGACUAAGAUAAAUGCUACAAUGCCCGUGAAUGAGACAUCUAGCUAUUGACCGACCCGACUGACCUGCUUAAACGCUGGUUCGAGCACUUUCGAAACCUUUUCCAAGUGUCGGCCACGCAACCAAUACCUCAGCAUGAUCCGCCAAGGAUACGACGGGGUCAACACCGAAGCUCCAUCAUCGCAGGUGAUAGAAACAGCUAUUCAUAGCAUGAAAUCGAACAGAGCCUCGGGUGUCGAUCAUAUAUCAGCUGACCCCUUUGUAUUUCACAACAACUGAAUAAAUUAUUCUGCAACAUAUGGGAAACCGCGACAUUUCCUAUCGACUGCAUACAAGGCGGCUUAGUGAAGGUGCCCAAAAAGGGUGACCUGACUGUGUGCGAUAAUUGGUGGGGCAUCAUGUUACUGUGUAUAGACGUGUGCGCCGAAUAUUCGGCGUAAAAUCGGCGUGCAUCGGCGUGGGGCUUCUCAAACAAUUAUGAACAAAGUAAACUACUUUCUAAUGAUUGGAUUGCAACAAAUGGACAUCUAGCUAUGUGCUGCUGCAGAAAUUUUUUGGUUUUGAUAAUGGUAGCCUUUCUGAGAAGGGAUACGCCGAUCGGCGUGCGGUUUUCACGCCGCCGCCGCCGCCGUUUGCCACGCCGACACGCCGAUGCUUCCUGGAUCGGCUUCAAACAACAUAACCAUAAACUUUUUCCACCAGUGCAUGGGUAUAACCCCCCUUUACCUAUCCCCGUUUAAAAAAUAUAGUAUUGUUGAUUCUUGUUGGCUUGGGGAGCCGCACGCCGAUUCACGCCGAUUUUUCAUCGGCGCGGCGCGGCGCGGCGGCGCACACCUCUAACUGUGUAUCGUGUUCACCGUCCUCUUCAAAGUGAUCCUUAACCGGAUACAGAAGAAGAUGGACACAACCCUCCGAAGGCAGCAAGCUGGAUUCCGUGCCGGACGAUCCUGGGGUGGGGGCAUAUUCUCACGCUAAUCCUGGAGCAAAUCAAUGCAUUCCAAGAAUCUUGUUACCUGGUGUUCAUUGAUUACGAAAAAGUUUUCGACCGUCUCAAUCACGGAAAUAUAGGGUGUCCCAGAAAGUAUGGGCACAACUUUGCAGCUCUGCCAUUUGGGAAUGGAUGCACAAAUAAACUUUAUUUUCACACAUAUCCUACCUCAAUGUAUUAACAUCAAAUGCCAAUCAUUAGAAUAUGCAUUUUACACUUCGUUUGAAUGCGGCAGAACAUUCCCUAAAAGACCUUUCAAAGCAUCUGCACAAAUUGCUAUAUAUUUCAAUGGCAUCGUUCAACAAAUUGUUUUCUACGCAUGAAAUUAAGCUCAAUAAAAAUUUCAAAAAAUAUAUCCGUGUAAUUCUACAAGCGUAUCUAUUGUACAACCCUUAGUUCGAAUUGAAAACAUGUACUUUUGAACCUGAAAAAUGAAUUUAAACACCAAAAUCGAUAUUUUUGAAAACCCGAUUUUCGAAUAGUUGAAAACAAGCUUCUGAAUUAAUAUCACAGCAUGCAUAAAGCUACAAUGAAAUUUCCGCAUAAGUUAUAUAAAUGCUCCAACUUUAUAAAGUGUAGAUUGAAGUAUUUUAAUUCUCGUUCAAACAUCCAUUAAAACUCGAAUGUCUGUGGGCAUGUCUUAUCCAGAAAUGGAAAAGGCGAUUUUUCAGUUUUCUCAAAAUUUUGAAGUACCCAUACGCACAGGCAGAACAUUUUUUUUUAUAAAAAAUGUCGAUCAACCAUCUAAGGAAUCAUGUUUUCGAAUAUAUCAUGCCAAAAAAAAAAAUCGAAAAAAUUGCUUUAAUUAGGGUUUUAGGUAAAACCGUAAAAAAGUAGUUUGUACAGAAGUUUUCGAAGUUGUUUUUUUUUUAAUUUUAAAUCUUCUGCAUAAAAAACCCCUUUUCAAUGUAUAAACUCUUUACAGGAAUCAAUGGAAAUACUUUGAAUAAAAAUACAAAAAUAUAAAAAUUGUUGUUUGUUAAGAAAAUGAUUGCAAUUUCGUUAUACAAAGUUGUGCCCAUACUUUCUGGGACACCCUAUAUGUGGAAAUCCCUCAGGCUCAAGGGUGUCCCUGAGAAAAUCAUCGGCCCCAUUGAAACACACUACACGGCAUUUUCGCGUAUACUACUGCACAACGGUCUUGUCCGAUCCCAUCCGGGUCGUUGCUGAAGUGAGGAUGUAUACUAUCGCCGCUACUGUUCGUAAUCGUAAUCGAAGAGAUCCUGGUAAGUGAGAUUGAUCGUGAACCAAAAAGUUGUUGCUGUACGUGCAUACUCAGUUAAGCUCGGCUUAUUUUCAUUAUUUUUCCGAGAUCUGCACAGCCGAGCGCUCGACAAUCGCAAUUUAACUUUAAGCAGAAGGGCAAGUUUAUUCAUAGCAGCACCAAUCUUCUGAUGGAAUUUCCCGAAAAAAAUCGGAAGAUAUUCUACGAGGAAGUCUGGAAAGGUUUUUCACAGGAUGUACACAGUUCUGCCACCGUUCUAAAUGUUCUGGCGAUAAUGUCCAUGUCGUCCACAAAGCACACAAAUUGACCGGAUUUUGAGAAAAUCUUAUCCCGGCUGAUGAAGAGUAGACAUGAGAGUCCGCCAUCUUCUUGCAGUACCGACUUCUCGCAGGCACACAGUGGCACAGUGGCACACAGAUUUGAAAAUACCUGGCAAAAAUUGCCAAAUCAUAGUAGUCUGCUAGUUUUAGCCUAUAUGAGUGUAUUGGAACAUGAUUUAGCGUUCAAUUUCAUUUUAAAGGCAUUUUCAUGAUGAAAAUUUAUUUUUUUGUCGAUUUCUUCGAACAAAAUCCGAACAAAAUUGAUGUUUUUCAUACAAUUUUACUACUCUUAUCAUCAUGGCGCCAUUGUUUUGGUAGCUCUUGGCAGUUGCAUUUUUCUUUAACCGAUUAUGCAUACAUAAACGAGCAUUUGAACGGAAUCUCCCCUCGGGGAGAAGCGGGGAGCGAUUUGUAUGACUUUGAAGUUGAACUGUAAGAAUUUUGCGUUCUAAUGACAUGUAAUGUCAAUUUUGAAGCCAAAUAUGUAUGCUAUUUUGAUCUGUUGCUCCAUUGCAGAUGUCUACAUAAAAACUUACAAAUAAACUUUUGAAAGCAAUUGUAUUACUUAUAUUAAUAGACUUUUGUAGUGGUUGAACUUGUUUGUGUUCUUUAUCAAAAAUUCAGCACUUUUUUCAUCAGCAGGUAUUCAGUGCUGUGAAAAGAUACAAAAUCAAUAUUUCCAUUUUUUUUUAAAUGCCAGUUAGUGCCCCUGGUAUUAUGGAUGAAUGCUCAAUAUACUGUAUCCCAUAUAGGACAUGUUCAAAAAUUGAGUUUCUGCCAGCUUUUCUCAAAAUUGGACCUCUGUGAGGCAGAUUCGAAUGAAUUAGACAGUUCACCCGAAACCCUUACGCAUUUUUGCCUACCGUCCAACGUUGCUUUAAUCAGUCUAGUCAGCUUUCCCGGAAAGCCGUUUUCGCUCAUCGCUCUGUGAGGUCGAUACUGUCGUAUGCCGCUUUGAAGUCAAUGCAAAGGUGAUGCGUUGGGACCUGGUUUUUACGGCAUUUCUGGAGGAUUUAUUGUACAGAGAAGAUCUGGUCCGUUGUUGACCGGCCGUCGAUGAAGCCGGCUUGAUAACUUCCCUCGAACUUAUUAGUUUUGGGUGACAGACGACGGAAGGUAAACUGAGAUAGCACUUUGUAGGCGGCAUUCAAAAUGGAGAUUGCUCUGAAGUUCUCACAUUCCAAAUGGUCGUCUUUUUUGUGAAUGGGGCGGAAUAAUCAAUCCUUCCACUUUUUCGGUAGCGCUUCUGGGCCCAUCUAGGUGAGUUCUGCUGUGAUACAAUCCUUACCAACUGCUUUGUUAGUUUUGAGCUGGUGUAUGGCAUCCUUUAUUUCCCUCAGCGUGUGAGUUGGCUCAUAUCCGUCCUCUGCUACAUUGGCACAGUCGUUCCCUCCGUUGGCGUGGUCUCCCGUGCCUACGUUCUCCACACUAUUCCACCUUAUGAUCACCUCACGUCCGUCCGUGAAGAGGCCUCCGCCCUUAUCUCUGCACAUUUCGGCUCGCGGCACGAAGCUGUUGCGGCAUGCGUUGAGCUUCUCGUAGAACUUCCGUGUUUCAUGGGAACGGCACUGAAGUUCCAUUUCCUGGAACUCAGCUUUUUCCAGGCGGCGCUUUUCACCCCGAAAAAUUCGGGUCUGCUGUUUCUGCUUCUAUUUGUAAAGCUCCAUGUUCUGCCGGGUUCCUUGGUGCAGCAUUACCGUGCUGCGUUUUCCUCCUCCAAAAUCGCUCUGUAUUCCUCGUCGAACCAUUCGUAUUGUCGAUCCCUUUUCACGUACCCGAUGGUGCUCUCGGCUGCGUCAUUGAUGGCUGCUUUUACUGUUCUCCAGCAGUCCUUUAGAGGGGCCACAUCGAGCUCCCCAACAAACAUUUUUGCUCUAUAAGAGUGGAACAACCCUCUCUUAAGCACACUAUAGCUUACGAAACUGUUAUAUGGCUAGUAUUGUUACUUGGGUCGCCCUGCUCUGGCAACACUGCCUCGAGAUUCUGCGUGUAUGUGACGCAACAUCCGAUUGCUUUAGUCGCUCUAGUUUGUACCGUGGCGGUCUCCGGUACCGUACAUAUUGAUGAUAAAUGAAAAUUUCAGGUGCAGUUUGACCAUCACCAGAUAGAGGUCAGAGUUGAUGUUAGCUUUUUUUUAUCUGUAUCAACGAGAUUUUUAACCCUAGGCUAGUUCAUCUCGGGACCCACGCUUUACUUCCCUUCCGAAGGAAGAACUCACAUUUUGCGAGUUUGUCGGGACGGGAGUGGGAUUCGAUGUUGAUGUUAGCGCCACGAUAGGUCCUAAAGUCGAUUAUAUCGGAAAAGUGCCGUCCGUCAAUCAGAACGUGGUCAAUUUUGGAAUAAAAAUGCAGUAGGCAUAAAAAGGAUAGCGGCGUCUUAUGGGAGACUCGAAUGUAACUACUCAGCUGCAGGAAUUCCAUUUAUCCACCAAACACUAUCCCCUAUUAUGUUAAUAGGAUUGCAAUUCAAACUUUUAUCGAGCUGGUUUCUCAACCGCAGCAAAAAUGUCAGCGUAAAAUAAAAGAAACCGUAUAACAACUUCCCGGACAAAAUAAAACCAUUCAGAGUGACUUUGCGGUAGAUACCGUCGACUCGCGCACCAUUUCACGAUGGAGAACAAAUGAACAUAACCAGCGAUUUCUCGGAAGAAACAUGAGAAAAAACUUCCUCCCCGCUUUACAGUGGAAUUCUUUCGGAAUACUAAUGAUAAAAGCUUGAAAAAUUCCGUGAAACAAAGCAGAAAAAAAAACGAAAGAAAAGUGCAUCAGCAAGCGAAUGCAUCAAACAAAUUAAACUUUGACUGAUAAAUAAAUUUAAAUAGAAGUGAAUUCCAAAGUUGUAAAGCUUCGAGCUUAGCCGUAGCAUAGGGAAAUGGAACGAUUUAAUUUGUGACAAUUCCAUUCUCAUUUCCAAAACUGUCCGCACAGUGACAUAAAUCAAGCUUUUAACUUUCCUUUACAUUCCGUCACUGUCCUUGAAAGAUACAUAGAAUUUAACGUAGGGGAACUGGGGGUAAGACGCCCACGUUAAGGAAGAGUCCAAUUUUAACCACGAAACACUUUUUUGGUACUAACAUGAAGCACCAACAUGUUUCCUUUCAAAUAGAAGAAACCAUAAACUAGUUCUUUGUUUUACUACAGAAAAAUUCAAAUUUGAAAAAAAGUUUGAUUUUCAGAUUUUUAGUUUCAAUGCGGGGUAAAACGCGCCACUAGCCACAGCUAACGCCAGGAUGCCAAAUUGUGUACAUAUACUUGCGCGCCUGGUUUAUUGUCAUUUGUUAUUGUUCGUGAAUGGUAUACAGUCAAUGCAUAAUUAUGGAUCACCUGUAAUUAUGGGUCAAUUCCAUUUAAACGUCAUAGUGAGCUGUUUUAUCAAUAAUUACUACAAAAUGACACCUGGAUGUGUGAUUAGUAAACUUAUGCAUAGUAAAAAUGUGCUGUUGCUUGGUUCCAACUUGUGUUCUACAUAAUUUAUGCCAGAAUUUGGUUCUAAAUAGCUAAUUUAAUGUAAAUAACUAGGGGUGGGCAUUUUACCCCACACAUGCCUCAGAAGUUUGGACCCUUGUAAAAAGUUAUAAGGGCCAAAUUCGAUACUUUUUUCGCUUGGUACACAAACAAUGGGAGUGUGCAAAACAGUUUAUGGGGAUAGCGAGAAAAAAAAUCUUUUAAAUGAUUUAAAAAAGUGCAACAAUUAGACAUGCUCAAAUUACAUCAAAAGUAAUCAAAAUCUUUUUUUGAAGUUUUUGUACAUUUUUUUAGUAAAAAUAUGUAAACUCAAAUGUAAAGAAGCAUUUUUAUUCUUAUUUUAACGAUUUCAGUUGAAAAAAGUGCCGAAAAUAACGUGGUUUGCUUAAAACAAGGGUGGCGCAACUUGCCCCCUAUGGGCGUUAUGGCCGCAGUUCCCCUAAUGCGCAACGGAUGUAAAUGUAGCUCGAGUAGAUCAAUGCUUUGUUAUGAUAGAAAUGUUUAUCGAAUCUUUUGCUAUUGCGCUUCGAGAUAGGUAUGCAGCACCUGCCGAUUGUGGUGAGUUUGUUUUAAGCUACACACGUAGAGCUAGAUAGACAAUAUUAUGUUUAUAGUUUAGCGGAUUUGUUAGUUAAUUGAAUCUGUAUAUAAACUGUAAAGGUGAAUUGAUAAGAUGGUGAAAAAUAAAUUAUUUCGAAAUUGAUAAAAUAGUGUUUCAUUUAAAAUGAUGACAAAUCUGUAUAAUUUUUACAGUUUUAGACACCUAAAAAUUCCAAAACAAUGAUUCAAUGCAUGUAAAUAAGAAGUGUUUGCUACAAGGUACAUGAAGCUGUAUUAUUAGGAAUGGUAAAAACAUAUAGGUGCCUAAACCCCAACUGUGUCGAGUCGAGAAUACAUUCCAUCUCGCCACAAACCAAUCCUGGUUGAGGAUAAACCCAUUUUGCAUGUUCAUCAUUCACCUUCCCCAUACCGGCAAGCAACAUGCCUACACAAUCCAGCCAGGAACCACAACUCACCAAGAAGCGUGCAGCAAUCUCAACCGAGGAAAAUCACAGGAUGCGAUAUUACGAUGCUGUGCCUAAUUUAAUUUUUCCUUUUUCCACGAGUUUACCUUCCACUUAAUGGUUUCACUUGUGUUGUUGGGUUUUAUGGGACGUGAUCGAAGUAUAAACCACAAAAGGUACUAGGCAAGAAAUCAAAUCUCUAUAGGUAACCUUUACCUCCAUCGUCGGCGCUCGUUGAGGAAGGACAACCCAAGACGACACACACAAAAAAGAAAAAAAAAACGACGACGAGCGCACGAGUUUGUUGUGUGCCGCAAUCCGGUACGUACACCGCUGAGGGAAUUUCUGUCAUACAUUUUCCAGGAUUUGAUGAUUUGAUGUGACAGCGGACGGAUUUAACAUUCUCACGUAUUUUACACAGAUUUACCGUCAUAGGAUCUUUUGGAAGUCACGCUGGGGACGGUUGUGGCGCUUUGUUAUGCGAAUGGAUGAUAGGGCAUUAUGACCCGGUUAACUUCAAGAUUUCGUUGAUCUGUAAAGUUUGAUUUAAAAGUGUUGGCUUCAAAUUUUCUGUUCAAGUUAAUAAAUAUUAUUUAUUAAAUGAGUUGCAAAAGGUUGAUUUUUUUCAGCUCAAUUCGUAUAUUGUAACGAACGAAUUUAUCAGUUACUUGUUUAUUUGCGAAUAAUGUUACAAAAUAAUAAUUAAUUAUAGAAACGGUGCUAAUUCAACAGGCGACCGGAUGAACGACGGUUCAGACCCACACUGAAUCAUCAUCAAGCAAAUGAUCGUGCGGUACCUUCACCUUAGGGUGUCCCAAAACGUCGCGUUACAACUUCCCCCCGCCAGAACGGUCAUUUUGCGAAGAUGAUAGUGAUACGUUGGCCGCUUGAUCCACCAUCACCAGGGUAUUAUAAACAGAUGUUAUGUCUCGGUUGUGCUGUAGCAAAUCUUGAACGUCAGCUGGGAAAUGGUUUAUCAUCAGGCGUAUAACUUUAUCCUCCGUCGGCGGCAAUUCCAAAUAUUGUGCAUUAUUCAGGAAGCGAAUGAAAUAUGCUGACAUGCGCGACUUUCUUCCUUUCUGAACAUAUGUCCCAUUUACCAUUUUUGACAUGAAAUUCCUUUGGCCAGCACAUCCCCAAAACCUCAUCAAAAAUAACUGCUUGAAUACUUUCCAAUUGCUAAAGCGAUAUUUAAAGGCGCGAAACCACAGCUUUGGUUCCCCUUGCAAGCAUUCAUACAUCACUCCAAUACGUUCAUCAUCUUUCAGCUCUCGGUUUUCGAAAAUCAGGUACUGAUCGAAUCGGUCCAAAAAUUCCGCUGCAGUGAAAUAUUCACAACGGCCGUCGAAGUGCGGUUUGGUGACGUUAUUCGGAUGGAUGAUCAUUGCCUUGGUCACAACUGCUGCUGGUUGUGUGAUACGAAGAGUAUUGUUCAUCUCCGCCGGUUGGGUAUGAUCGUACGAUGCCGCGGCCUGAGCCAAUGUUGUAGUACAAUCGUUGCCUGCAUUUGAAUCCAAUUGUUCUUUUCCAUCGUCGCUUGCUUUCGUAGCUGUGUCCGAUAUCUGCAUCGCUUUGUCCAUCAAACUGCUAUUGAAUAUCAUGGCAAAACAUCGUUCCAGUUUCUUGAUACUAGCUUCGAUAUCCACUAAACGGCGUUCAAUUGUUGAUAAGUCCAUAAUGAAAAUCCAAUUGUCGGUUAAUCCCGGUUGAGCCCCCACGUUGUAACGAACGAAUUUAUCAGUUACUUGUUUAUUUGCGAAUAAUGUUACAAAAUAAUAAUUAAUUAUAGAAACGGUGCUAAUUCAACAGGCGACCGGAUGAACGACGGUUCAGACCCACACUGAAUCAUCAUCAAGCAAAUGAUCGUGCGGUACCUUCACCUUAGGGUGUCCCAAAACGUCGCGUUACAA